UUCAACCUUUAAAGAUAGCCCAUGUAUGACCUGCUUAACGUGAAGCCUUGGUAAAACUGUCGGGGAUCCAGUUCCAAUCUAUCAUACGUGCAAGACGUAUUUCACUGCCCUAGGCAACCAGAAGGUAAAUUAUUCUAACCUGCUCUUAAAGACUAUGUUAUUAUAAUUUACUGUGCAUUAGUUUAAAACUGUAGUUUUUAAGAUGUAACUCCCUGAGACUACUCUAAUGACCUUAAAAUGUCCCUCAGAACACAGUAGAAUCAAUUAAAGAACCAACAAAAGAGGCAGGUUCUGAGGAUGUAAGUGAAUGAAGUAAAUGUUACUUAAGUCCCUGCAGACAAAAAUCAGCAUGCCUCAGAAAAUAGCCAACAUAACGGAAUUCUUGCUCGUGGGAUUUCCUGAUGACUGGAUACUACGGAAACUGUAUACGGCCCUCUUCUUCCUCAUUUACCUGACAGCCUUGAUGGGGAACCUCCUCGUUGUUACACUCACCACCGUUGACCAGCACCUCCAAGCCCCCAUGUAUUUCUUCCUAAAGAAUUUGUCCUUAAUUGACAUGUGCUAUAUCUCUAUCAUUGUCCCCAAGUUCAUCAUGAACUCUCUGACUAACAGCCAUUCCAUCUCCUUCCUAGGAUGCGCCUCACAGGUUUUUCUCGUUAUUUUUUUCUCGGGCACAGAGUUUGCUCUCCUUAUUGUCAUGUCUUAUGACCGCUACGUUGCAAUCUGCCAUCCUCUGCACUAUGAGACCAUUAUGAAUAGAGGUGCCUGUGUGCAGAUGGUGACUGCAUCAUGGCUCAGUGGGUGUGCCUAUGGAUCCAUUCAUGUGGCAGGUACAUUCUCUGUCAAUUUCUGUGGGUCCAACAUAGUUCAUCAGUUUUUCUGUGAUAUUCCAUCAUUGCUUACACUUGCUUGUUCUGGGGAGCAUAUUUUAGAAUAUGCAUUUAUCGUUGCUAGCUGUUGUUUUGCUUUUGUGUGUUUCAUUUUAAUGGUUGUUUCCUAUUUUCAUAUUUUCUCAUCUGUCUUAAGGAUUCUGUCCACUCAAGGAAGGUACAAAACUGUCUCCACCUGCAUGCCGCACCUCACUGUGGUGACCUUGUUUCUCUCUUCUGGAUUUAUGGCGUACUUAGGCUCAGCCUCGAAAUCCCCAUCCUCGGUGAACCUCUUUAUGUCUGUGUUAUACUGCUUGUUACCUCCUACUCUGAAUCCUGUCAUUUACAGUUUUAGGAACAGGAACAUGAAAGUGGCCCUCAGCAAAAUCUUUUGUGGAGAAAUGGCCUCAAAGAUGUAAAUGUCUAAAAUAUUAAUUAUUUUAAU
This is a messenger RNA of Loxodonta africana (African savanna elephant), 1314 nucleotides long. RefSeq names its product olfactory receptor 14A16-like. Gene Ontology annotation, cellular component: membrane. Lineage: Eukaryota; Metazoa; Chordata; Mammalia; Proboscidea; Elephantidae. The transcript has a single exon. Gene Ontology annotation, biological process: G protein-coupled receptor signaling pathway. Gene Ontology annotation, molecular function: olfactory receptor activity; G protein-coupled receptor activity; odorant binding. Bases 317 to 1288 code for a protein of 323 amino acids. The record is from RefSeq and is a predicted model, not a curated record.